Messenger RNA from Helianthus annuus (common sunflower), 2230 nucleotides. RefSeq names its product phosphoinositide phospholipase C 6. The record is from RefSeq and is a predicted model, not a curated record. The transcript has 9 exons. Lineage: Eukaryota; Viridiplantae; Streptophyta; Magnoliopsida; Asterales; Asteraceae. The coding region runs from base 556 to 2073 and encodes 505 amino acids. Gene Ontology annotation, molecular function: phosphatidylinositol-4,5-bisphosphate phospholipase C activity. Gene Ontology annotation, biological process: phosphatidylinositol-mediated signaling; lipid metabolic process.
UUGAGUUAAGAAUCAGCCCAUUUCAGUUGCCACUUAUAAUAGGACACUAAGGCUGCAAGUAGAGGUGCACAAAUUAGGUUCUAGGCCCAAACCGGUUCAGGUUGUAACCGUGUCAAGUUGGGUCAGCAAAAGUCAAACUGGGUCGUGUUGGGACCGGAUAUUAAAGGGGAAAGAAUGGAGUUUGACCAGUUUGAAACUGUUUGUUUUUUUCCGGAUUGGCUUGUGGGUUAAACUUGAUGGGUACAGGUCGAGGUCGGAUAAUUGGAUAAGGGUCAGAGUUGAUUGCGAUAUGGGUCAAUAAAUGGGUCAGUAGUAAGAUAGAACUGGCCAUAGGAAGUUUGUCUAUUUAGUCACUUGUUUUAUGUGUUUGAUUAGAUCAUGGGUGGGGGUGGGUUAGCUUUGUUUGUUUGUGCAAGUAGUGGGAGGUAUUUUAGGAGAUGGUGUGUUAUAGGAUUAGUGUAUUUUGGGACUAUUUGAUGCGGGCCCAAGUGUAGAGGAGCGGGCCAACUUAUAUUUGGAGGCCGAAGAUCGUGUGACAAAAGAGGCUUCACUAAAAUGGCUCUAACUUGGGCUACGGGUGUCCGUUUUGGGCGUGCGACCAGGCGAAACGAUCGUGAGAGCGAGGUCCAUCUUUCUACAAACGCCUACGGCAGUUUGGGUCAUCGUUCAGGCCCAAAAACGGUACAUCAUGAUAUGACUGCACCAUUGCAACAUUAUUUCAUAUAUACAGGCCAUAACUCGUACCUCACGGGGAAUCAACUCAUUGGUGGUUGUAGUGUAAAACAAAUUAUAAAAUCUCUUAAAAAAGGUGUGAGGGUAAUUGAGCUAGAUUUGUGGCCAACCAGUUCAAAAGAAGGAAUACAUGUUCUUCACGGGGGGACUAUGACAACUCCCGUGGAACUUGAAGAAUGUUUGACGGCCAUUAACGAGCAUGCUUUUGUGAAGUCUCCAUAUCCAGUGAUCAUCACUUUAGAAGAUCAUCUUACACCAAAUCUUCGAGAUAUUGUUGCAAAGAUGGUCACGGAGAUAUUUGGAGAUACGCUUUACCACCCAGAAGCAGGAGAUCACAAUGAAUUCCCUUCACCCGAAGCGUUAAAGCAUCGUAUUCUUCUUUCAACAAAACUACCAAAAGAACACCUUGACGAGAUUAACGGUAGUCGGGAGGAUAAUAUAUCCAGCUUAAAUCAUGAUUUGACACAACUUUUUGAAAUUGACUUUGAGGAUGAAAAUGAAGAUGCUGCAAAUGAGAAUCCUGGACAGAAAACAACUCCCGGAUACACACAACUCAUUGGAAUUCAUGCUGCUAAACCAGAUAAGAAAUUAAGUAAGGCGUUAACAGUUGAAUCAGGGAAAGCUAAACGUCUUAGUUUGGGUGAACAAACUCUUGAAAGAGCUGCAUCUCUUUAUGGAACUGAUUUGGUCAGGUUUACACAAAAGAAUAUUCUUAGAGUGUAUCCCAAGGGUACACGGAUCACCUCUACAAAUUUCAAACCACUCCGUGCAUGGAUGCAUGGUGUUCAGAUGGUCGCUUUCAAUAUGCAGGGAUAUGGAAAAUCGCUUUGGAUGAUGCAUGGAAUGUUCCGAUCCAAUGGAAAGUGUGGCUUUGUUAAAAAGCCCGAUUUUCUGAUGAGCAUGGGUCCAAAUAAUGAGGUGUUUGAACCAAAAGUACCAUUAGAUGUGAAGAAAACUUUGAAGGUGAGAGUAUAUAUGGGUGACGGGUGGCGUAAGGAUUUUAGCCAGACCCAUUUUGAUAAAUACUCACCACCAGAUUUUUACACAAAGUUGUAUAUGGUUGGAGUCCCAGCUGAUGUUAGGAAGGUGAGGACCAGAGAAAUUAUAGAUGAUUGGAUACCCAUAUGGAAUCAAGAAUUUUCAUUCCCAUUGACCGUCCCUGAGCUAGCUUUACUGAAGAUCGUUGUGCGAGAACAUGAUGCAGGGAAGGAUGACUUUGCUGGUCAAACAUGUUUGCCUGUGUCUGAGUUGAAAACUGGGAUUCGGGUUGUUCGACUGCGCGACAAAAAAGGAAAGAAAUUCAAAUCUGUAAAGCUUCUUAUGCAGUUUACGUUGGAGUAGACAAAACCGCGGUAACUACUUGAUUAAUAUCCUUUGAGCUCUUUAGAUCUUAAUUGCAACUAGACUGGUACCUGAUUGUAAUAUAUGUUGUAAACAAUCCAUUCUGUUUGUGAAAACAUUUGAAAUAUGGGUGGCAACUUAAUCUGUUACAGAAACA